Molecule: messenger RNA, 776 nt
Organism: Amoebophrya sp. A120
Lineage: Eukaryota; Dinophyceae; Syndiniales; Amoebophryaceae
Source: the annotation of a GenBank genome assembly
CGAGCCUGCGGAGAUGAUUUUUCUGACAUUGCUAUCUCUUCGUACCGCGGUUGGUCUGCGUCUGCAGAAAGCUCGGCAGAGGACCUCCGAGAGGACCACGCGGUGUUGCAUUGUCGUGAAAAGAGGCAGGAACAGCAUGCAGAAGGAACAUCAAGCAGGCAAUUGCUUAUUUCCACCUACGAAGCCGCAGUGCAGGACGGGGUUUUUCCUGCCUUGAAAGACAACCUUCUCGAUCUCCAUCGCUACACACGCCAACUCGCUGUCUUCGCAGUUUGGUACAUCUUGUCGACCCAGGGCUUUUUCGCAGGAGCAUCGUCCACAUGUAAAAACAUCGGGAGGAAGAACGUCGACACUGCUCCAUCAUCUUCUGAAGUCCUCACCUUCAUCGUUGGACGGGGAUUGCACAGCGAGGACGGCACAGCGCAUUUGGGGCCUGCAGUGGUUCGUUUACUGGAUGAAUUUUCGGACGUUUUGGAGUGGAACUUUCCGAAUCCGGGACGAAUUUCGGUCUCAAGAAAACGAAAAAGUCGUGACCAUUGCGAGAUUACUACCAGGACGGAUGAUAGUACAUGAGAAUUUCCUGUCCCUGUCGCGCGCCGUCUCUCUGCAGCACGUCCAGUGUAAUAAUCAUGAUCACUACUACUUCUUCUUCUGCAACUACAUCUACCAUCGGCAACAUCCUCCGUCAUCUAAAACAGUCCUAGUCACAUUCGUCGGUAACAAGAAGAACAAAGAACAGCAUCAAAAAUCGUUUUUUCGGUUUGCGAAGAGAGAUG